UUCGAGAGGAGGCUAAUUUACGAGUCUUGUUUUGCCUUUCAGGAAAAGGGGAGAUAAGAGGGGGAGGGUGGUUGGUGAAGGAGAAUGCAGCAAUCACAUUUUUAAGCAUGCAGAAGCGGGCCGUUUCCGGUUCCUAGGCUGGUGUGUGUCCCCCCCAUCCGAGGCCAGCAGCCGUAUGGGGAGAGCAGCGGCAGACACAGAUGGCAUGGACACUUCCACAAGGUCUGCCGCUCUGCCCUGCCUGCUCUGCCGGAGCCCGUUCGCCGCCGUCUCUCUCUCUCAGCUCGCUCCGCCGCCCAGCAGCACUGCAGCACAGCACAGGCUGACGGCAUGAGGCUUGAUCCAGUGCAUUUCUCCAUGCUGGUCAUCGGGGUCUCCUUCGCCUGUUACGCCCCGAGUCUCAACUCCCUCCAGGACCAGGCGUACCGAUCCGCCGUGGUCAUCGAGGGCGAGGUGCGCUCCUCCCCGGAGAACGUCUCCUCCCGGGAGCCCUACAGUGUGAAUGUCAAAGUGCUGGACGUGUGGCCCGUCAACAGCGGCGGCCUCGAGAGGGAGCAGCUCGUGACCGUCGGGGACUUCGGCUCCGAGGCCCCGUGCACCACGGUGGAGAAGGACCACAGAUAUAUCUUUUUCAUGGACCCCACAGCCGAGCCCUUGGUAUUCAAGGCAUCGUACGCCCCUGUGGACGCCAGCGAGCCGGAGCUGAAGAAGGAUGUGGAGCGAGUGUUGUGCGAGGACUGCG
Trematomus bernacchii (emerald rockcod) is the source of this 742-nucleotide messenger RNA. RefSeq names its product pro-neuregulin-2, membrane-bound isoform-like. The record is from RefSeq and is a predicted model, not a curated record. Lineage: Eukaryota; Metazoa; Chordata; Actinopteri; Perciformes; Nototheniidae. Gene Ontology annotation, molecular function: signaling receptor binding. Gene Ontology annotation, biological process: nervous system development; intracellular signal transduction; animal organ development.